This is a messenger RNA of Betta splendens (Siamese fighting fish), 2254 nucleotides long. It is a transcript of the gene cmasa, whose product is annotated as cytidine monophosphate N-acetylneuraminic acid synthetase a. The transcript is spliced from 8 exons. Gene Ontology annotation, molecular function: N-acylneuraminate cytidylyltransferase activity. The coding region runs from base 193 to 1539 and encodes 448 amino acids. The record is from RefSeq and is a predicted model, not a curated record. Lineage: Eukaryota; Metazoa; Chordata; Actinopteri; Anabantiformes; Osphronemidae.
AGGUAGCCGAAGAAGAAGACGGAGCCCACGAAGAAGAGAAAUAGUACGUGUUGCUACACACUACACAGAGGUUCCGCCUGAUGAUGGUUGCGGGUGCUUUAGAUUAUACAGCGACAUUUGGUUUUUAUGAUCAUUUUUAAUUAAGCUAAGUCCCACCCAGCUCUGACCAGCCUCGGACUCCUCUCGGCCACUAUGCCCGCUAGAAAGAGAGCCUCCUCCGCGGUGAACAGCGGACCCGCUCCCAAGCGUGCGAAGAGACGCGCAGCCCGCACGGUCAGCGGGCUACAGAAGCCGAGCGGGGACCACGCCGAUCACGGGGUGGGGGGCCGCGUAGCGCUGAUCCUGGCCCGGGGAGGGAGCAAAGGGAUCCCGCUGAAGAACAUCAAGAUGCUGGCGGGGGUGCCGCUCAUCGGGUGGGUGCUGAGGGCCGCUGUGGACUCCAACCUGUUUGACAGUGUGUGGGUGUCCACGGACCACGAUGAGAUUGAGAAGGUGGCCAGGUCCUGUGGGGCUCAGGUCCAUCGCCGGAGUCCCAAGGUCUCCAGAGACUCCUCAUCGUCGCUGGAGACCAUCAGGGAGUUCCUCAGUCAACACAAAGAGGUGCGCGUGCUGGCCAACAUCCAGGGCACGUCGCCGUGUCUGCAUCCGUUCCACCUGGAGGAGGCCCUGAACAUGAUCACGCAGCAGGGCUACGACUCCGUCUUCUCCGUGGUCCGCAGGCACCAGUUCCGCUGGAGGGAGGUGGAGAAAGGAUCCACUGAGAGAACCAAGGCAUUAAACCUGAACCCAGCCUGCCGGCCGCGACGUCAGGACUGGAACGGAGAGCUGUGUGAGAAUGGCUCCUUCUACAUCACUACCAGAGAUCUCAUUAUGAAUAAGAAAAUGCUUCAGGGUGGUAAGGUAGCUUACUACGAGAUGCUGCCACAGUACAGUGUGGACAUAGAUGUGGAUAUCGACUGGCCUGUGGCAGAACAGAGGGUUCUCAGGUACGGUUACUUCGGCCGGGUCACGCCUGAGGUGGUGCAGCUGUUGUUCUGCAAUGUUUCCGGAUGUCUAACAGAUGGAAGGAUAUAUCUGUCUUCGUCCACACAGGAGAUGUUGUCUGUUAAUCUGAAAGACACCACAGCCAUUCGAAUGCUGCAAAAAGAAAACGUGGAGGUUAUACUGUUGAUCUCCAAAGAUGACCCCGUGGCCCAGUCACUGCGUGAGAUACUGGUCAAGACAACAGGCUGCGAGGUCAUUUAUGUGGGGGAGGAACCUCUGAAUGAUUUGAAGCUAAAAAUGGAGGAGAGGAAACUGACAUGGAAGGAUGUGGCGUACAUGGGUAACGACAAACCAGAUGUCCAGUGCUUGAACCUGGCAGGCUUGAGUGCAGUCCCUUCAGACGCUCCGGUGGUCGCCAUCAAUGCUGCGAAAUACACCUGCCACCAAGCCGGAGGCAUGGGAGCCGUCAGAGAGUUCGCCGAGCACAUUCUCCUGCAGAAAGAAAAGGCGAAGUCCCAGAUGACUCAGGAUCGCAUCGACACCUGCAGCUGCUAAUUUUAGACUGGAACAGGAGUAGUGGUAUGAAAGAAUCAGGGGGUUGGAAGAAAUGAUUUUAAACGCUUUUCUGGGUUUUAUUAAGUUAACAAAUCAAUCAACAAAUCAAUGGGAAUAGUUAUAUAUUUGUGUUAGGUCUGUCACAUGAACGCUGCAGUAUAACUAAAAUGUUCACGCACUUCAUACUUGAAUGAUCUACAGUAAAUCACCCUGAACUACGGUGGUAACUGGUGAUUGCUUGAGACUGAGGACAUUUGGGUUUUAGAUAAAAAGCACAUCAGUGCUUUUGUUAGAAGGGUUGUUUCAGUGUUGGGGCUAAUUGGUUAUAACCAGGUGUCCUGGUCCAUUCCUUCGCCGGUUACCACCCUUUCCGUAAAGGGUCACAGAGGUUCUGGAGUCAGACUGCCACUGGGCAAGAGGCAGGAUGCAUCCAGGACAGCACACGUGAUCACAGGGCUCACAUACUGAGACUAAACAUUCACACCCAUAGUUAAUCCAGAGCCCUGAGGUCACGGUGUCUCUCGUCUUGGUUGAAGAAACACUAAGUGAAGUAAUAUGCAGUGUUCAUUUAUUUAUAUAUCUUAAAACAAGGAGCCUUAUUUAAUUUUGUUUAUUUAAUUAUGUAUUUAGACAUUUGAUUAAAUACGCUGUACAUGUAUUUGGUCUUAUGCCUCUGAUACAUAGCGAAUGUUUUAAUAAAUUCACACUGAUUGUC